This is a messenger RNA of Rhipicephalus sanguineus (brown dog tick), 843 nucleotides long. RefSeq names its product presenilin-2. The transcript is spliced from 3 exons. Gene Ontology annotation, cellular component: nucleus; neuronal cell body; lysosomal membrane. The record is from RefSeq and is a predicted model, not a curated record. Gene Ontology annotation, molecular function: aspartic endopeptidase activity, intramembrane cleaving. Gene Ontology annotation, biological process: amyloid-beta metabolic process; amyloid precursor protein catabolic process; Notch receptor processing. Bases 1 to 843 code for a protein of 280 amino acids. NCBI's taxonomy places the organism in Eukaryota, Metazoa, Arthropoda, Arachnida, Ixodida, Ixodidae.
AUGUCCGGAAGCGUCGAAAAAGCGGAGGCACCGGAGGCCACUGGGCGGCGUUCGCCUGCAGCUGCCGCGGCUCCCGUGCCCGUCGCCGAAAUGGACGCCGAUGAAGUACGACGCCUCCUGGUUCAGCUGUACGAUCACCUUAUGCGCCAGGUGAUCACGCUCAUCGUGGCCGUCUCCAUCUGCAUGCUGAGCGUGAGCGUGCUGACCCGUGUGCUGCGACAAAACCAAAACGACAACCUGCAGUUGGGCUACUUUGGCUUCCCGGACAACGCCGGCGCCGAGACCGUCGUGCUCAUGAACUCCUUCGGGAACGCCUUCAGCUUCCUCGCAUUGAUCGUGAUCGUCAACUGCACCCUGGUGUAUCUCUACAAGGGAGGCUAUUACGGCAUCAUCAAGGCAUGGAUGGUAACCGGUAGCGGCGUCCUUCUCUUCUUGACGAGCUACUACUACAUGGGCCGACUGGCCGUCUAUUUCAACGCGCCAGUGGACUACGUCACUUGUUCGUUCGUCAUAUGGAACGUGGGCGCGACCGGCAUCACGGCGCUCUACAACGACGGACCGUUCCUGAUGCAGCAGGGCUACCUCGUGUACAUAUCCGUGCUCAUGGCCGUGACUCUGGAGGAGUCCUUCCCCGAGUGGACGUCGUGGAUUCUUCUGGUGCUCGUCUCGGCCUGGGACAUAUUCGCGGUGCUCUGCGUCCUAGGCCCGCUCCGCAUCCUGCUUGAGACAGCCAAGGAGCGAGACGAGCCGCUCGUUCCCGGCACUCGUCUUCUCCACUUCGUCCGCGUGGUGCUACGCCAUCAGGAGGAGCUCCGUGAGCUUGACGCGCGUCCGCUCCUCUAG